AUGGCGCAAACCCAAUACAAAAACAUUGCCUUGGCAAAUUCUGGAGCAAAAGUUUUUUACCGCGAACAAACACCUGCGCCGGAUGCACCGGUCAUCCUUCUACUCCACGGAUACCCCUCAUCGUCUCACCAGUACCGCAAUCUGAUCCCACUUCUCGCCGUCAAAUAUCGGGUCAUUGCCCCGGAUCUCCCAGGAUUCGGCUUUACCGAAGCUCCUAGCGGAUUCAAAUACACAUUUGAAAAUCUAGCAACUACUAUCGGAGAAUUCAUCGAUCAACUCUCCAUUCCCCGCUUCGCCAUCUACAUCUUUGACUACGGCGCUCCCGUUGGUCUACGAAUUGCUCUCCAACGCCCAGAGGCCAUCACAGCCAUAAUCACGCAAAACGGAAACGCCUAUGUGGAAGGCUUCGGCGACGUCUGGGGCCCCAUUCAAGAACUUUGGGCAAGCAAUAAUGCACCAGAGAAUCGAGACAAGGUUGCGAAAGCGAUGUUGACGCUCGAAACAACUAAGUUCCAGUACGAGGACGGUACUUCUGAUCUCGGCCUUGUUGCACCAGAGUCGUACUCUCUUGAUUACGCUUUGAUGGAGCGUCCAGGCAACAAGGAUAUUCAGUUGGACUUGUUCUUCGACUAUCAGAAUAAUAUUGCUGUUUAUGAUGAUUUCCAGGCCUACUUCCGGAAAUCGCAGGUUCCGCUGCUGGCUAUUUGGGGUAAGAAUGAUAAGUUCUUCAUCCCGCCCGGAGCCGAAGCAUAUAAGAGGGAUCUGCCAAACGCUGAGGUGCAGUUGAUUGAUGCUGGCCAUUUUGCUGUUGAGAGUGAUACGGGGUAUAUUGCGCAGGAAAUUUUGAAAUUCUUUAGCAAGCGCAAUCUCUAA
Messenger RNA from Penicillium verhagenii, 873 nucleotides. Its product is annotated as alpha/beta fold hydrolase. The transcript has a single exon. Gene Ontology annotation, molecular function: epoxide hydrolase activity. The coding region runs from base 1 to 873 and encodes 290 amino acids. NCBI's taxonomy places the organism in Eukaryota, Fungi, Ascomycota, Eurotiomycetes, Eurotiales, Aspergillaceae. The record is from RefSeq and is a predicted model, not a curated record.